AUGUUUGAAUUGCUUCUUGUCGCCACAACAUUUUUCGCCUUCACCUACGCUGCUGGUGAUCCUGCGGAUGCUCACGCCACCAUCCUGAAGUAUGUGAAUGAAGUGAACCCCGAUGGCAACUACAAUUACGCGUACGCAACGUCGAAUCAGAUUCAGACGCAGGAGAGCGGUGUUGGCAGCUCGUAUGCCGCUGGCUCAUACUCGUACAUCUCACCCGAGGGUCAGCCCACAUCACCCAAAGGUGAUCAUUUGCCAACUCCACCACCAAUUCCAGAUUACAUUCUGAGAGCGCUGGCUUACAUUGAAGCGCAUCCAUUCGAGAAGAUUCAGCUGAAAGGAAAGUAAAUAAGAAGUAGAAGUAAAUAAGUGGAAUUUUCAGUCUCAUUUGCGUUUCUAGAAAGCGCAUUAGUUUAAGAAAUCAGCAAAUUUUCAUUUACUCACU
Molecule: messenger RNA, 442 nt
Organism: Bactrocera tryoni
Lineage: Eukaryota; Metazoa; Arthropoda; Insecta; Diptera; Tephritidae
Product: pupal cuticle protein Edg-78E-like
Exons: 2
Coding region: 1-345 (114 amino acids)
Cellular component (GO): chitin-based extracellular matrix
Molecular function (GO): structural constituent of chitin-based larval cuticle
Source: RefSeq, a predicted model, not a curated record